AUGAAUCACCAAGUGUCUUCUCAAAUUGCCUCGCUUUCAGUGGAAGGCGCACUGCUGAAGUCCACGUCGUCAUCCUCAUCAUCUACUUCCGCAUCAAUUGAAUCAUGGUUUUCCUUCUCGUCCAGCCUGUGCUUCCCAGUUGAGCGCAUCUUCGUUUCGUUGUGCACAGUCGUGGCCACAUCAUGUCGAUCCACCGAGGGAUUUGGAGACAUAUUAAAGUCACCUCUCUUUAAUCUCAGGGCAGGAACCGUGUUGAGAGAAGACCGCUUGCUAGAAACAUUCGGGGAUGUGGGAGCCGUUGGCCAACCGCUAGCAGACGUAGGAGGCGUUUCCAAACCUGACUCUGCUGGGGAGUUACCAUAG
Molecule: messenger RNA, 363 nt
Organism: Ogataea philodendri
Lineage: Eukaryota; Fungi; Ascomycota; Pichiomycetes; Pichiales; Pichiaceae
Exons: 2
Coding region: 1-363 (120 amino acids)
Source: RefSeq, a predicted model, not a curated record